Messenger RNA from Drosophila grimshawi, 1503 nucleotides. Its product is annotated as coiled-coil domain-containing protein 1. The coding region runs from base 1 to 1503 and encodes 500 amino acids. The record is from RefSeq and is a predicted model, not a curated record. The transcript is spliced from 4 exons. Lineage: Eukaryota; Metazoa; Arthropoda; Insecta; Diptera; Drosophilidae.
AUGUUAUCCUCAAAUGCGCUGUUGGCGCUUGCCGUUUGCGCCUGUGCCGCAUCGCUGGCUGUGGCACGCAGCUACAGCAAUGGACUCAUCUUCUACGAGCUGCAGUCGCACACACCCUAUCUGCCACCGACGGUGAGCGUGUCGCGUGGCCGAAACUUGGCCAGUGCCAAGUACUCGGAGAAGGGCUCCAUUUGGUCCACAUUCGGACAGCCGUGCGAGUGUCGCGGCAUGAUUUGUGGCUGCUGUGCUGGCCUCAAAGUGGAUCAGUACAAGUUCGAUCAGAAGGUUUGUGCCAAUAUCACAUUCGUGCCGCAACUGGAGGAGGCGCAGGUACAAGUCUACCUAAAUGAACGUCAAUCGGCCAAAUACGGGAUCUCGGUGCGAAAUCCAUCGCCCUUCUGCAUACCCGUUAUGAUGGGUGUCCCGAUGGCAAUGUGCGUCCAGCUGACCGAUGUGGCGAUGGUGGGCAACAAUCUGAACAUGUGCAUGGACUUUGUGGUGCGACUGGCUACGACCGAUCUCUUCGAGAUGCACUUUCAGUGCAUGCGCAUGGGUCUCGAUGGCGUCCAGUACGUCGAUAAGAAUGGUCAGCCCGUGAUCCCUACUGCCAGUACUCCUCAAGCCGAUGAGGAUGAUAGGGAUACGCUCGAGUAUGACUAUGCCGAGAUGCUGGAGGGAGAACAGCAGGAGGAGAUGCAACACCAGCUCGAUGACCAGAUAACAGAACUACCAAAAACAGAGACAGCUGAACCUGAAUCCGAAACCGAAUCGGAACCACUGAAAAUUGAAAGUGAAAUGCUUAUGGCAGGAGACGAAGACCUGCUGCAAGUGAAGGGGGACGAGGUACAGGAGGAGACGAAGCAGGAGUCGGCGGCUGAUGACAAAGUUGGCGAGAGCGACCUGAAGCAAAACGAAGUAAUUGAAACAAUUACCAAUUCAAUACAAGCCAACGAGGUGCCAGCCGCAGCCGCAGCAACAGCAACAGAAACAACAGCGAAGCCAGAGGAUGAGGAGGAGGCGAGCUAUGGGCAACAGCAGCAGCAGCAACAGCAGCAGGGGGAACAAACAAAGGAGAAGGUUGUGGAGGUGGUGGGGCAAGAUCAAGAGGUGAACGAAGCAACAACAACAAAAACACCAACAUCAACAACAACUGCAACAGCAACAUCAGUAGCUGAAAUUGCUGAAAUGGCAAACGACAGUUACAAUGAAGUGAAUGUGGAUGACGCGGCAGAAGCAGAAGCAGAAGAAGCUGGAGGAGAAGCAGGAGGAGAAGACGAUGACACUGAGACAGUGACAGAGGCAGAAACAAAGAUGGAGGAGGAGCAGGAAUAUGAAACGACGCAAGCAGAUGCUAGUGAUGAUGAUGAUGAUGAUGAUGAUGAUGGUGGUGAUGGUGGGGAUGGUGAUGAUGAUAAUGAUGAUGAUGAUGAUAAUGAUGAUGAUGCAGCCGAAGACAAUAAAGACGAUGACGAUGUGCAGCUGGCCCAGGGGGCAAAAACAUAA